GAGAAAAGAUACUGAAGCGAAUUCCGGCUUUUGCUGUGAGUACGCAGCUUUACAGAGUCUCAUCCAGACGACAGAGAGGGAGGCGAACACGGGGGGAGAGAGAGAAAAACAAACAUAAGGAGUGUUGGCUGAUGCAUCUGUGUGAGAGCAUCCAUUUCACGGCGAUAGAACAGUUUGGAGCGGAGGAGACGGUGCACAUUUCUCCGUGAAACGCUGCGCUUUUCUCUCCUCUGGAGUCAGUUUCCUAGAGCGGCUGCUGGUGCGCAAAGACACUUUUUUUUCCUGUCGACACGGACAGUAUUUCAUAAGAAGCCUGUUUACUUGGACUAAAGCAGGUCGUUCACAGCUCCAGUGCCAGAUUCAGCAUCUUAUUUGUGGAUUAGAAUUUGCGCUCUGCUGCUGAAGACGCAGAAAGGAAUAUCAAGUUUUCUUGGAAGUUGCGCAGUGACAGAGAAAAGGAAACAUGGGAAUUAAUGGUUAUCUAGCGGUGCCUGGGAGAUGCCUUGUCGUCCUCGGACUUAAAUUGUUAUUCCUUGUACCUGCAGGAGUUCCAGCCAGGAGCGGGGAUUCUGUAUUAAAGGACAACAUCACCGUGAGACAAGGAGACAGCGCCGUGUUAAAAUGUAAUGUUGACAGCAAAGUAUCUCGAGUGGCAUGGCUCAACCGCACCACCAUCCUAUUCGCAGGAAGUGAGAAGUGGUCUCUGGACCCCCGCGUCAUCCUGAUGGAGAACACAGCGAUCACAGAGUACAGCAUCAAGAUCCAAAAUGUUGACGUCCACGAUGAAGGGCCGUACGUCUGCUCCAUCCUCACAAACAAAAAACCAAAAUCCACAAAAGUGCACCUCAUCGUUCAAGUACCCGCCAGGAUCACGAACAUAUCCAGAGACAUCACAGUCAACGAGGGGAGCAGCGCCAGCCUCAUGUGUCUGGCCGUGGGUCGACCUGAGGCCAACAUCAUAUGGAAGCAUCAUUCACCCAGAGGGACUCACAAAUUUGUGACGGAGGGAGAACAUCUGGAGCUGAGAGGCAUCACCAAAGAGCAGUCAGGAUCGUACGAAUGCAUCGCCUCUAAUGACAUCUCCAACCCUGAUGUCAGGACAGUACAAAUCACCGUCAACUAUCCUCCAUUCAUCUCUAAAGCGAGGAGCAUGGGAACUUCAGUCGGACAGAGAGGAGUCCUGCAGUGUGAGGCCUCUGCUGUGCCCAGAGCUGAUUUCGAGUGGUACAAAGAAGACCGCAGGCUCUUCAACGGACUGAAUGGGAUCAAGAUCGAGACUCAGGGUAAACAGUCGAUGCUGGUCUUUUUCAACGUGUCAGAAGAGGACUAUGGAAACUACACCUGUGUUGCUAUGAACACCAUGGGAAUCACUAAUGCCAGCAUAAUCCUCUAUGGUCCUGGUGCCAUGCAUGAUGUGAACGGGGCCGCCGUGUUGCACCGUAGCUCUGUAUGUCUGGUGAUGACUGUAAGCUCACUCUACCUGCUCAAGUUCUGAUACGAAAUGUCACAACCGUCAAGAUCCUCUCAGCGUCGAACAGCAAGAACAGACUAUUAGUCUCAUGAGAAGAAUGGAAACCCAAAUGCACCAGUGGUUCACCCUAAGGUUUCUCUUUUUUUUUGUUCCUUUAUGGUUCUGCAUCAGAGUCUGCUCUCUGCCGGUUCCCCAGCAGUGAGAGGUGUUGAUUUAAAGAAGGGGAGGUUUGAUUUAUGCACUAAUUGGAUGAUGGUAGAACUACUGAGUUUGCGUACCCCCUCACUUUAUUUUCUUUUUUUGUAUGUGGAAAGAGAAAAGAAAAAAAAAAAAACAUGUAACUGUUGAUAGUUGACUGUUUAUUGCCCAAUAUUGAAGUGUACAUUCAGAUUAUUAUUGUGUCAUGUCCUGUUCAAUAUCUGUACAAUACCAUUAAGCUUUUUUUAAGUAAAUGACGAAAAAAAAAGGCAAAAAAUGCAACGUGAUUGUUGAAUUUUACUGUAUUUUUACAGUUGUAUGCAAACCAGAGUAUCAGAGCCUUCAUGAUAAACGAUCAGAAUAUUAGAUAGUACCCCAUGAUUUCUCAGGCAAAGUCCUACAGCAAAGUGCAUCCAAAUUUUUAUUUCCAUGGUAGUGUGUGUAGAAAAUGAACAAAUGUGUAUAAAAAUCCUGCACUGUUUUAUUAAAUGCAUACUCUUAUGAGAUGGCAUUUUAACACCUAAUCACAAUGUCAUAGCAGCUUCACGGCACACUCAGCACUGAAAAUAUAAGACUAUGAUUUAAGGAGAUUAUGUUAAAUAUCAGAAAGGAAAAUGCCCUGCUCAGUGCAGAUUCAUGCAAUGGUAAAAUUAACUUUUUGAACAUUUUUCAAGUCCCACCUUCACCAAGAAGCAACGGUUCCUGAAGCUCCAUCCACUUUGGUCAUUGUAAGACAAAGGCUUUGUUCCAAACUGGUUUCUGCAUACUGUCAUAAGCAGUAUGCAUGCAAAUGUAGUACAGAGAAUGACCACUAGUCUGUUGCAAUUUUGCAGUAUGCUUGUCACAGCUUGGCUGGUUCCCUGUCCUGGAAAAGCCAUUUGUUUGUACUUAAGGCACAGGUCAGACACAAAUAUUUUCCAGAUACGUUGGAUAUCACACAGAUUUGCAUAGAAAAGAAUGGACUUCUGGCUGACUCGUCUCCACAACCAAAGGCUAGUUUAUGUUCUCUUUAUGUAAAAAAGUCAAUCUGUGCAUUUAAAUCAUAACAACUAGAGAUGGGCCAGAUCCAAAACUUGCUUUUUUUAUCUAACACCAGACUGACUGUGCUGAUUAUCACCAAUCCGAAUUCUGACAUUUUUUCUGUGAUUGCCACCUCAGCAUAGCAGAUAGCAGAAUAUUUCUCUGACCCUAAAGAUCAGUCCGGUAACGACCUAAACGUCACCCGUUGGUGUCUGUAAUAACAGCAACAUGAAAUGAGUGUUCGCUUUGUACAGCGUCUUGAUCUGACUGUAGGUGGCUUAAAUAUGAGCUGCAGCAACUCGUAUUACAACGGCUUAAACAACAGUUUGAAGGUUUUUAAACUCACGUUUUUUUAGUCUAUUAUGAUUCAAAGAAGCGCGCUGUGGUACUGAGCGAGCCCAGAGAAACAGAUAUGAAAAGUGCCAGCAGGGCUCUGUUAACAGGGUGCCAAAGCUACGUUAAAAAAUUAUAAACAUGGUACUUCUGGGAAAUCCGUCACAAUAAGUCUGUAGUCGUUGUUUUGCUUUAGUGCUUUAAUUGUGAAUGUCAAUUGUUUACUUUGAAAACUUCAUAGAUAUUCUUUUUAGUUGAAUCCUUCUUUUUCUUAUUAUUUGAAGAGGUUUGUAUUAUUUUUAUAGAUUUUUAUUUCUACAUAUUUACUUUUUAGUUACUGUUGCAAUUUUAUUUUCAAUCCCCUGUGCUGAUGUAGGUUGUCUACAAUUGUUGCUGCUGUUUUUUUGCAGCUCUCCACAGUUUCAAAUAUUUAACAUAAAAACAUUUAUAUAGUAAUAUAUGAAUUUCUUGUAAUACUGUCAAUAACACUAUUUCAAGUUUACAAGGGCUUUGAGUAACGUCCACACAAUACCACCAAAAACAAUCAGAAUAUUAAUUAUGAUUACAAAAUAUCAGAUUUCAUAUUGGGUAUCGGUACUGAUGUACUAGAAUCAGAUCAGAACUCAACAAGUUGAUCAGUCCAUCUCUAAUAGUUGACAUUCACAAAAGCAUCAAAUAUUUGUCAGAAGUUUUUAAUAACUCAUAAACUCCACCAAAUUAUGACACUAGAAAAGCACUCGGAGAGCGCAGACCUCCGCCAUUAGCUCUAUCUCUCAAUAGUAAAGAAUCCUUUAAAAAAUUCCUGUAUCCAGAUGGUAAACCGGAUCAGUCCCAAAAUCUAAUC
This is a messenger RNA of Cheilinus undulatus (humphead wrasse), 3866 nucleotides long. RefSeq names its product opioid binding protein/cell adhesion molecule-like (gene opcml). Bases 464 to 1495 code for a protein of 343 amino acids. The transcript has 7 exons. NCBI's taxonomy places the organism in Eukaryota, Metazoa, Chordata, Actinopteri, Labriformes, Labridae. The record is from RefSeq and is a predicted model, not a curated record. Gene Ontology annotation, cellular component: neuron projection.